CACUGCAUUCAUUGUGCUACGGUCUAUCCACCCCCCUGCUGCUGCUGGGCUUGUGAUUGCCGCUUGCUCCAGCUGAGCUAAGAGUAGCAGCAGCACCAGGGCAGGGACUCACUCCAGCCCUUGGACUUAGGACAUCGCAACACGUUCCCUUGCCUGCGUGACUCAUUCGCACAUCAUUUUUGUUUAUGCCUGGGGUGGGGAGAAAUAUCCCAAACCAGCUGUGUAAAUGAGUAUGGAAGAUUAUGAUUUCCUGUUUAAAAUUGUUUUAAUUGGCAAUGCUGGUGUGGGGAAGACGUGCCUAGUCCGACGAUUCACUCAGGGUCUUUUCCCUCCAGGGCAAGGAGCCACAAUUGGAGUUGAUUUUAUGAUUAAGACAGUGGAGAUUAAUGGUGAAAAAGUAAAGCUUCAGAUCUGGGACACAGCAGGUCAAGAGAGAUUUCGGUCCAUUACCCAGAGUUACUACCGAAGCGCCAAUGCCUUGAUCCUCACCUAUGACAUAACCUGUGAGGAAUCCUUCCGUUGCCUUCCUGAGUGGCUGCGGGAGAUAGAACAAUAUGCUAGCAACAAGGUCAUCACUGUGCUAGUGGGCAAUAAGAUUGAUCUGGCUGAAAGGAGAGAGGUCUCCCAGCAGAGAGCUGAAGAAUUCUCAGAAGCUCAGGACAUGUAUUACCUGGAGACCUCGGCCAAGGAAUCAGAUAACGUGGAGAAACUAUUCCUUGACUUAGCGUGCCGCCUCAUCAGUGAAGCCAGGCAGAACACGCUUGUAAACAAUGUAUCCUCACCCUUACCUGGAGAAGGGAAAAGCAUCAGCUAUUUGACUUGUUGUAACUUCAACUGAAGGCUGAUGCAAGGAGAAGCGAAAGGAAUCAGCAGCUGCCCUGAUGGGCCCUGAAUUGCUGGGCAGAUCUGGUGAUGACUGUGGCUCCCGCUUUUAGACCCUCUGACUCCUGUGGGAUCCAGGGCUUACACAGCAUGGCAGGCCAAAGGCUUUGUCUGCAGGCCAGCAUUAGCAGAACAUACAAUGGUUUCACCCUUUCGCAGUCAGGAGUUGGAGCAAGGAGAAAAUUGCGCUAGACGCUCCAUGAUCUGCAGAGCAUGUUGCUUUUGUUCUUUUCAAAAAGCAAGUAAAAGCGCAUUCCUGAACACAGUCCAGGGGGAAAUGUACUGUAGGGACCCCUCCUGCACGUCAGUGGGUGCAUGUGGGGGCUGUUCUUUAGGGCUUCUGGGGGCCCUGGUUUUCUUGUCUACCAGAU
This is a messenger RNA of Lynx canadensis (Canada lynx), 1253 nucleotides long. RefSeq names its product RAB30, member RAS oncogene family (gene RAB30). NCBI's taxonomy places the organism in Eukaryota, Metazoa, Chordata, Mammalia, Carnivora, Felidae. Bases 227 to 838 code for a protein of 203 amino acids. Gene Ontology annotation, cellular component: trans-Golgi network. The transcript is spliced from 5 exons. Gene Ontology annotation, biological process: Rab protein signal transduction. The record is from RefSeq and is a predicted model, not a curated record. Gene Ontology annotation, molecular function: GTP binding; GTPase activity.